UUCAUCCGCCUUCGCAAGAGACCAGGUCUCCUUUCAGUUUGAACAACUUUUUACCACCAGUAAAGAAAACAGGGAGAGAUGGCAGUGGUUUCAAAGUUUCCACAAGGGUAUGGAUAUGUAGUUUUGACAGGAGUUGGAAGUGCACUCCUCCUACAGUGGACGAUGUUCAGAGUUUUUAAUACGAGAAGAAAAGUUAAAGAUAUCGAAUACCCAAGUCUGUAUCAUCCCGGGAAAGAAAAACUGAACUGUGUUGUUAGAGCCCAUCAGAACAUAUUGGAGGGUUAUCCUGUAUUCCUGAUGGUGUUGUUUGUUGGAGGUUUACAGCGUCCCAAAAUCUGUGCUUCAGCUGGAGGGGUAUGGAUUUUAGGACAAGUGACUUAUGUAUAUGGUUACUGUAGUGAUGAUAAAACAAAUAGAAGAUAUGGAAAGUGUAUUGGAUAUCUGGGUUUGUUAACAAUGUUCGGCUGUACCAUUGAAUUUGGUGUUCGGGAGUUGAUGCACAAAAGAAUAUUACGUACUGCAAUUGGGGUGAAAAAUGUCAUGGCAACUAAGGCAAAAGGUUUAUUGCCAACCGUAAUGAAGAAACAAAAUGGUUAACAUGAACAAUCAAAAUUAUAAUUUUACAACUCCAUUUACAUACUUGUGUAAACAACAGAAUUUGAUAGUCCUUUGAAUCUUAUACUGAGCUCGUGUGCCAACUGACAAUUUUUCUUACAAAGGCUUCAUAGGUAAAAGCUUAGUUGACUGGAAAUAUUGCAUAUUUUUUUAGAAAUUGUUUAAUAUAUGGUUCUACUUAGUAAAUUUUCAAAUGCUGAAUUUCCGUAGUGUACUUAAUAAAAAAAAAAAAGAGACAAUAUUUCACUUCAAAAGAAUUACUUUUGGAAAAGAAAAAAAAAUUCAAAUAAAUAAUACUAACAUUUCAAAUAGAAGAUGCUGAACCAACAGUUUGAACGGAACACAUAUAACAAUUUAGAGAAAACAUGAUUGAGGCAAAACCGAAACAAACGUAAUGACGAAAUAAGGGCGAUAUGUACUGAAACCAACUUUAACUUUGGCUUUCUUGAGGUAUUGAAAGGGGCACCAUUACACGAAAAUUUACAAUAAUUAUUUUUGCUAACAUUACGUUAAUGUAUCAUGUAGUUAUGUUGUUUUUUUUUCAAUUGACGCUUGUGAAAGCUCUAUAUUCAAUUUGACAUAUGAUUGUAAUUUGAUGCUAACGCUAGCGAAAAAGUAGGCGUUUGAUGAUUAAUAUCAUUCGACUAUCUUGCAGAUACAAAACACCAAAGUGAUAAUGAGUGAGCAAGUAUAUUUUUAAUUUUCAUACCACAUAUCUUCAAACGAUCAAAGUUUAUAAUUUGUCAUGUUCUGUGAGGGUCAAAAUCUGUAAAGGAAUAUGGAGUAGUUAUUUAAAUACACAAAAAAACACAUUUUUUUUUAUUUCCAUCAUUACAGGUACAAUCUGUGAAAGUUUAUUCCCUGUUAUAAUUAAUCCCUCUGUUUUGAUAGAAUGUCUCAUUUUGAGUAUAUAAUUAUAUUUUUUGACUGAU
This is a messenger RNA of Mytilus californianus (California mussel), 1547 nucleotides long. RefSeq names its product microsomal glutathione S-transferase 3-like. NCBI's taxonomy places the organism in Eukaryota, Metazoa, Mollusca, Bivalvia, Mytilida, Mytilidae. The record is from RefSeq and is a predicted model, not a curated record. The transcript is spliced from 7 exons. Bases 79 to 597 code for a protein of 172 amino acids. Gene Ontology annotation, cellular component: nuclear envelope; membrane; endoplasmic reticulum. Gene Ontology annotation, molecular function: glutathione transferase activity; glutathione peroxidase activity.